AAUAUUCAAAAAAUAGUCUAGAGUCUAUAAAUGACGACGACUGUUUCUAGAAAUCUAUCAUCAGUUCCCUACGUUCAGGAGAGACUCUUCAGCUAUGAAGCUCCUCUUAGUAUUGGCAUUGGUGGCAACAGCCCUAGCGGGUCAGAGGCGUUACGAUGGGUAUCAAGUGUUUGAGGUGAAUGCCAAAAACAAGGUGGCCCUCGAAGUCUUGACUAAGCUUUACAAUGAGAGAAGCGACGUUUACGAUUUCUGGACUGAACCUCGAAACAUCAACCGCGCCGUCGACAUUAUGGUUCCUCCAGCCUUUGCUUCCACCUUCACAAGUUUGAUGCAAGCGUUCGAUGUCGACUACAAAGUUAAAAUUGCUGAUGUUCAGAGCACAAUCGAAGAAGGCCGCAAAGAUAUUGCCAAGCCAGUCAUCCGCAAAGAGCCACGCCUUUCUCGCGAUGGAACUCCUCGCUAUUCGCUCAACUGGGAAACUUAUUCCGACCUUCCUGCCAUUGAAGAGUUUCUCACAGAAUUGGCCGCUGCCUACCCUAAUUUGAUGACACACUCCGUUGUUGGACAGAGCUACGAGGGUAACAACAUGAACUUUGUCAAGAUUUCAACAGGAGGAACCGGCAAAAAGGCCAUUUUCGUUGAUGGCGGUAUCCACGCUCGCGAAUGGAUUUCACCGGCCUACGUCACCUGGUUGAUCCGUGAGUUGGUUGAGAACUACGCCGCCCAUCCCCAAUAUGUUGACAACAUCGAUUGGUACAUCAUGCCAGUCAUCAAUCCCGAUGGAUACCGUCACACUUUUGCUGCCAACGGAGACCGCUUGUGGCGCAAAACCCGAGCGCCAAAUGCUGGCAGCCAAUGCAUCGGCACUGACAUGAACAGGAACUUUGGAUUCCACUGGGAUGAAGGAGGCAGUUCAGAUCUUCCUUGCGGAGAAACCUACAACGGAGGUGCUGCAUUCAGCGCCAUCGAAUCCCAAAUCGUCCGCGAUGCCAUUUUGAGCGUCGCUAGCCAAAGUGUAGUCUACUUGACUGUUCACUCUUACGGACAGUACUGGCUCACCCCAUGGGGCUACACUCCCGAAUACCCCGCUGAUUACCCUCAACUCUACGACUUGGCUGUUCGUGCUGUUGACAAACUCACCGCCGUCUAUGGAACACAGUACACCAUUGGUACCUCGACCAACGUGCUCUACAUCGCUUCCGGUGGCAGUGACGACUGGGCCAAGGGAGGAGCCGGAAUCCCCUAUUCUUACACCGUUGAAUUGCGCGACACUGGAAAAUUCGGAUUCGAGUUGCCCGCAACGUACCAAGUGUACGAAGUGACAGCCAAAAACAAGGCUUCCUUCGACGUCUUGGUGAAGCUCUACAACGAGAGAAGCGAUAUUUACGAUUUCUGGACCGAGCCACGCAAUGUUGAUUUCAAGACCGACGUCAUGGUCCCUCCUGCUUACACUAAAACGUUCGUCAAUUUGCUGGAAGUUUUCGGCAUGGAAUACCACAUCAAAAUCGCCGAUGUUCAAGAUGAGAUUGAACAAAGUCGAAAAGACAUUGCCCCACCUUUGGAAACAAGAAAAGGUUUGUCAAAAUCCUCGGGUGAUUCAAGAUAUUCGCUAGACUGGACUUCGUAUUCUGAUUUGCCGGCCAUUUACGAAUUUGUCAAUGAAAUGGCAGCGACUUACCCCAAUUUGGUGACCGUCACGAGCGCUGGGACGAGUUACGAGGGUAACGAUAUGCCUCUAGUAAAGAUUUCAACUGGAGGCAGCGGGGAAAAAAACGUCAUUUUUGCCGAGGGUGGAAUUCAUGCUCGUGAGUGGAUUGCACCGGCUUAUGUAACAUGGAUGAUUCGUGAGUUGGUAGAAAAUUAUGCGGCACAUCCCGAAUAUGUGGAUAACAUUGACUGGUACAUAAUGCCUAUUCUCAAUCCAGAUGGCUACACUUACACUUUCUCACCAACAGGGGACCGUUUAUGGCGAAAAAAUCGUGCUCCAAACCAGGGGAUUUGUGUCGGAACAGACUUAAAUAGGAAUUUUGACUUUCAAUGGAAUACUGGAGGAAGUUCUUCGCUUGAAUGUGGUGAGACCUACCACGGAGGAGCUCCUUUCAGCCAGGUGGAAGCCCGGAACGUUCGUGAUGCAAUUCUCAGUGUUGCAAACCGAACCAAAGUUUACUUUUCCUUCCACUCGUAUGGACAAUACUGGCUAACUCCAUGGGGUUACACUUCUGCUCUGCCCGAUGAUUACCAAGAUCUGUUCGACUUGGCUCAAAGCGCUGUUGAUAAAUUGACGGCGGUUGAAGGGACUCCUUACAAGAUCGGAUCUUCUACUAAUCUUUUGGGCUUGGCCUCUGGCUGUAGUGACGACUGGGCUAAGGGUGGUGCUGGAAUUAAGUACUCGUACACUGUUGAGAUGCGUGACAAAGGAACAUUUGGAUUUCAGCUUCCUGCAAAGUAAAUGUUUUCUACUAGAACAUCUAAACUAGCAAUUUUACAUUUACUAAAUGCUAUUCUCUCUCACGUCAGAUUCACAUUUCACAAUUUCUUAAUCGGUAGGACGAUUUUCCCUAUGCCAACAAUGUCAAAGUCGGGAUCAAUGUCACCAUUGGAAGAUCAGGACAAGCUUCUGGAUGAAGCUUUGAGUGUGGUAAAAGUCCAGGCUUUACAGAUGAAGCGCUGUUUGGAUAAACGUAAAUUGAUGGAUGCUCUCAAGCACGCAUCAACUAUGUUGGGGGAGUUACGUACAUCUUUACUCUCUCCCAAGUCAUACUACGAACUCUAUAUGGCUAUUUGUGAUGAACUUCAGCAUCUCGAAAUGUAUCUUCUUGAUGAGUUCCAGAACGGACGUAAAGUGGCUGAUUUGUAUGAACUAGUUCAGUAUGCUGGGAACAUCAUUCCACGCUUGUAUCUCCUGGUUACUGUUGGUGUUGUUUACAUCAAAACUAAUGAGCAAUCAAGACGUGAUAUUCUCAGAGAUCUGGUUGAAAUGUGCCGUGGGGUUCAACAUCCAUUGAGAGGUCUUUUCCUUCGAAACUACCUCUUACAGUGUACAAGAAACUUGCUUCCAGAUCUAGCAGAGAGUGAUCCUUUAGCCACAGAAUCAUAUGGCAAUGUACGAGAUGCUGUUGACUUUAUUCAACUUAACUUCUCGGAAAUGAAUAAACUUUGGGUCCGUAUGGCAUACCAAGGUCAUUCAAGAGAUAAGGAACGUCGAGAACGGGAGCGCCAGGAAUUAAGAUUGCUAGUUGGAACAAACCUUGUGCGACUGGCCCAGUUGGAUAGUGUUGAUGUUGAGCUUUACAAAAAGGUUGUCUUGCCUGGCAUUCUUGAGCAAGUAGUAAGCUGUCGCGACGCACUCGCACAGGAAUAUUUAAUGGAGUGCAUCAUUCAGGUGUUUCCAGAUGAAGUUCAUCUCGACACGCUCCACACCUAUUUGAAAGCUUGUGCAGAGUUACACACCGAUGUAAAAGUCCACGUAAUUCUUGUCGCAUUAGUCGAACGUUUGGCUGCCUAUGGACAGAGACAGCAAGCACUUGGCCAACCACCUAUUCCGCCUCAUAUCCCUCUUUUCGAUAUAUUCUCUGAUCAGAUCGGCAAUAUAGCUCAAGCGCGUCCAGAAAUGCCAUCAGAAAAUUUGGUUUCCCUGCAAGUUUCUCUCAUAAGCCUCGCCUUUCGUUGUUACCCCGAUCAAAUCAAUUUGGUGGAUAAAGUAUUGGAAUCUACUUUGGUUGCCCUAGACAAGAUUGCAGUGGAAAAGGUUGAUUUUGAUUCUUCGUUGGGCAAGGAACUCAACCGGUUGCUGCGAAUGCCCGUUAGUCAUUAUAAUAGCCUGGUCACUCUGCUGCAGUUGCCGCAUUUUGGUCAAGUUCUUCAAAGACUAGAUUUUAACGGACGGAAAUCAAUUGCUCUUCAUUUGGUUAACAACGCUCUCGACAAUGAAACACAUAUUACCACGCAAGAACAUGUUGAUGCUGUUCUUAACAUGCUUGCGCCGCUGAUUUGCGAUCAGCCCGACCAAGUGCUGGCUGGACAAGAUGCGGAAGAUUUCGCUGAAGAACAGAAUUUGAUGGCACGAUUGAUUCAUUUGUUAGCUGCGGAAGAAUCAGACCUUGAUCAACAAUAUCGAAUGCUUACUUCCGCAAGAAAGCAGUUUGGAGCGGGUGGAGCUAGACGUAUCCCAUUUACUCUCCCACCAUUAAUUUAUGAGGCUUUUAAACUGGCUAGAAAAUAUUUUGAUGUCCGACAAGAGGAUGAACUGUGGGAGAAAAAAUGCGAGAAAAUCUUCACCUUUUGUCAUCAAUGUAUUGCUGCCCUUGUUAAAGCUGAACUGGCUGAAUUGCCACUAAGACUUUUUCUCCAAGGAGCUCUUGCUGCUUCUCAAAUUAUCUUUGGAACCCACGAAACACUGGCUUACGAGUUUAUAUCACAGGCAUUCACUCUUUACGAAGAAGAAAUUUCAGACAGCAAAGCUCAGUUCGCCGCUUUGACAUUGAUGGCAGCUUCGUUAGAGAAACUUGAUUGUUUUAGUGAAGAAAACUCUGCACCUGUGCGAUCCAAGUGUGCCCUACUUGCAUCGGCACUUUUAAGAAAACCGGAUCAAUGUCGUGCUUUGAUUCUCGUGUCCAACCUAUUCUGGUCAUCCACUACCAAGGAACUGGAAGGCAAACCUAUGCGGGAUGGUAAAAAGGUACUGGAAUGUUUACGAAAAGCUGGGAAAGUUGCCACUGAAUGUCUAGAUCCUGGCGUGCAAGCCCAGUUGAUUGUGGAACUUGUUAAUGCUUAUGUCCAUUUCUUUCACCAAGGAAACCAGCAUAUUACGGUUACCCAUAUCAACGAGUUGAUCAGUAAAGUUCGACAAGAUCUAUUGCCACAACUGGAGAAUUCGGAUGAAAAAGAACUUAUCGAAAGACAUUUGGGAGCUAGUUGCGAGAUGCUUAGGCACCGACGGGACAACCCAUCCACUACCAGCGAUGCGCCUUCGUAUCAAGGAAUCGUAUUAGAUUAAAAAAUUAUUAAAUUUCUCAUAUAUAAAAAAAACCUUCCGUUUAAAUUUUUCCACCCGUUAAUAAUGAAAAAAUUAUGAAUUUUUCCUUAUAAUUUUCUAUUCUAUAUCCACGUCGUUCAUAUUCAUGCGCUAGAUGUCCUUCUCGAGUCUUUACAGUGCACGUGGUUUGGCUGGUUACUGUUUAGUCUUUAGUGUUGAAUCGUUCCCUGCUCCAUUAGUGUGGCUUUUUGGUUUAUCCUUGCUACUUCAAUCUCGCAGUAAAAUGGUAAAUACAAGAAGAAAAAGCCAAGUUUUACCAAUUGAUCCAUUAGCUGCGGAGCAAUCUGAUUCAUCGACGACAAGUGCGACCAGAAGAUCCACGAGACGUUCAGUCGGAAACGUACUAGCAACCCCCGUGGAAAUUCCCACGCCAACUAGAAGAUCAAGGCGCCUGUCAAAUUCCUCGGUAGAAUCAGCUAAUAAUGACACACCAAGACCAGGUACACGUCGUUCUUCCAGGAUUAACAAAACUGCUGGAAGUGACGCUGAAACAAGUGAUGUAGAAUUAGUUGUCAUUAAAAGGCGUAAGUUGGGGGAAGGUGUGGACACAUUAAUACCAAUCAGGGAAGAAAAAAAUGAAGAUCGUGCCAAUCCUUCUGAAGACAAGGAAAAGCACAUUUUGGUUGAACUCGAAGAAGAGAUUGAAGAUGAAAUAAAGAAAAAGAGCAAUGAAGUCGAAGAACUUAACAAAAGCAUUCAAGCUGAAGUUGAUGACAAGAUCAUUAAAACUGAAGUAGUUUGCAAAACUAUUGAAGCUGAAGUUGAUAGCAAAACCAUCAAAGUUGAAGUUGAAAGCAAGACCAACGAAGCUGAAAUUGAUAGUAAAUGUAAAGAAUCUGAAAUAGAAGUUGUACUUCCGAGUAAAGAAAUUGAAGAUAAAAUCAUCAGGCAAGAAUCACCUGUAAAAGCAAGUAAGGCUGAAGAGCUGAAGACUGAAGAUACUGAUAGUCAUGAAGACAAACUGGUAAACAUCAAGUUGGAUGAAGUUGACAAUAGCAGUUUGAAAUCUGAAAUUGCCAUUGAAAUCAUUGAAGCUUGUAAGGAAAACUCACAUUCCAGUGAGGAAAAUCAUGAAAAAUAUUUCACUCCAGUAUCCACUCCAACAAACUUGAUUGAAGUUGAAGAUGCUACUAAGCAAACUGAGAAGAUGGAUUGCUCAACAAGUGAAGAGCAGCAACCUUUGACAACAGCUGAGGUUGCAUCUCCAAAAAGCCGUGAUGGGGAACAGCAGCAAGAAGAAAAUAAAUGCCUACAGAGUCCACUUAAAGAAACCAAUGUAAAAGCUGAUUCACCUGUAAAGUCUGAUGUUGAGAAGCCUCGUAUGUUGUUUGGUGUUCCAGUAGAAAAAAUCACAAUUGGUACAACAUUAAAUAUGAAAAAAAUUGG
Molecule: messenger RNA, 6421 nt
Organism: Daphnia pulex (common water flea)
Lineage: Eukaryota; Metazoa; Arthropoda; Branchiopoda; Diplostraca; Daphniidae
Gene: Vps35
Biological process (GO): retrograde transport, endosome to Golgi; intracellular protein transport; proteolysis
Cellular component (GO): retromer complex; late endosome; retromer, cargo-selective complex
Molecular function (GO): zinc ion binding; metallocarboxypeptidase activity
Source: RefSeq, a predicted model, not a curated record